CAGUUCUUAAUGCAGAUUAAUAAUAAGACUAAAACCCGUCGAUUAACUAGGGCCGAGAUCCUAGGAAAGGCUAAGGUUAUGGGAUUUAGGGAACUAGAAGAAGCACGGGCGAAACGUGCUGAGCAGCUAGUAACUAAGGCAGCUAAAGGCACUUCUAAGCCUAGACGAAAGCGUAAAGCCACCUUAGAAGGAGAGGAGCGACAAGCUAAGUCGGGAAGGCAAAUGGAUGUGCAGGUUAAGGGUCAGGUUAAUAUUCAGGUUUCACCAGCAUAG
Messenger RNA from Bipolaris sorokiniana ND90Pr, 273 nucleotides. RefSeq lists its product as uncharacterized. The transcript has a single exon. Lineage: Eukaryota; Fungi; Ascomycota; Dothideomycetes; Pleosporales; Pleosporaceae. The record is from RefSeq and is a predicted model, not a curated record. The annotation marks the transcript as partial.